CCAAACAGGGAAAAAAAUAAAAAAUAAAAAGCAAAAACCUCUGGUGCAAAAUUCGUCGCCAUCAUCUUCUUCUUCUUCUUCUCACCAUCAUCUCCUAUGGAUUCUCAGCUUCACCUGUAAUUCUUCGCCCUCUGUAAUCUCCCUUUUCGCCUUGGCCACUGGGAGGAGCCGAUAUCGAUGGCGUCGUUGUGGAACGGCGAGAGGGCGGUGGUCCUGCUCUUCGUUUCCCGCGUCGUCUUCUCCCUCCCCCUCUCUCUCCUAUCCCACGGUAUCGUUCUCAUUGUCCUCUCCCUCGCUGCCUUCUAUGUCGAGAUCCGCCUCGAGAGUUCCCCUCCCAUCCCCCAAUUCAAGACCAGGCCAGGUGCCUCGUCGGGGAUGCUGUUAGGAGCGGCUACGCUGCCCACUGUUUUGAUCUCGAAGCUCAUACAGAUGUCAAGAGCUCUCUCUCUGAAGAGAAUUCGCCCCGAAGAGAUUGACUACAUAAAAAUGCAGUACUGGGCUGCAUGUGUCAGCUGCUUCAGCGUGCUUAUCUUCUUCCACCUAGUUUUGUGGCGUUCCUCGCGUUCACCACAUUCUCUUAGUCUCUGGGGUGUGAAAUUUGCACCAAGUUGCUUAAGCCUCUGUUCUACAUGUUCUUAUCUCUCUCUUGCUGCUAUAUGUUAUUAUGGUUUGCAGCCAACAUUUAUGCCUUUCUGGGUACUCAGUCAUGGAUUUGCAGCAGUGAAAUUAAUACAGCAUCUACUCCACACUUUUCCAUCAUGUGCCUCUAUAGGGGAAGCACUUCUGGUGACUGCUGGGCUUGUACUCUACUUUGGCGACAUGUUGACCUGUACCUUUGUAAAGGUUAAUGAAAAACUUACUUCAAUGGACAUAACUGCCUCUGGUUUUGGAAAUGGUAGGAGUGAGAUUAGCAUUGUCAUUCAGGGAGUGCUACUUGGUCUUCUUGUUUUCCCCCUGCUCUUUAAUGUCUUGGUCCGGAUUUGGGACCAGCUUUCAAGUAACCCUCUCUCUGGUUCAAGGGCACGCAACGAGUUCAGCAAAUCCAUUUUAUUCUUUACAUCCCUUGGGUUUAUCUUGACCAUCAUCAUUCCGUCCUGGAUGCAAUUUGUUCAAGAUUUUAAUCUGCAUCCACUUUUGUGGGUCAUUUCUUUUGUUUUUCAAGAUCCCCUAAAGAGGUUAUCCUUAUGUAUGUAUUGGGCGGCUUUGAUAUAUGCAUCAGUUUCAAGGUUUUACCACAUCUCAAAGGACAGUACAGUUGAAAGGAUUCUUCUUCGAAAGUAUUACCAUCUGAUGGCUGUUUCAAUGUUUUCACCUGCUCUGAUAUUGCAGCCAGAGUUCCUGGAUCUUGCGUUUGGUGGAGCAGUGGCAGUUUUCUUGGUAUUGGAAAUUAUACGAGUCUGGAAGAUUUGGCCUUUGGGGCAACCUGUCCACCAAUUUAUGAAUGCAUUCACAGACCAUCGUGACUCUGAUUUGCUAAUUAUAAGCCACUUUUCUCUCUUAUUGGGGUGUGCUCUUCCUAUAUGGAUGUCUUCUGGGUACAAUGAUCGUCCUCUUGCACCCUUCGCUGGAAUUUUGAGCCUUGGGAUCGGAGACACCAUGGCAUCGAUGGUCGGCCACAAGUAUGGUGUCCUUAGGUGGAGCAAAACGGGGAAGAAGACUAUUGAAGGCACUGCAGCUGGUAUAACAUCUGUUUUAGUUGCUUGCUCUGUUCUCCUCCCAGUUUUGACCUCAAGCGGAUAUAUAUUGUCACAGCACUGGUCCUCGUUGGUUUUGGCCGUAGUAGCGAGUGGUUUGCUCGAGGCUUAUACUGCACAACUCGACAAUGCUUUCAUACCCCUCGUAUUUUACAGCCUUCUCUGCCUGUAGAUGCAGCAGCUUCCUUCCACCUCCUAACCAUAGAUUACUGAUCAAGAAGCUCGUAAACUGCUCAAUUCUUUCAUACGAAACAGAUGGAGAUGUUUUCACAUGUUUUGUAUAUUAAUGAUUCUUGUGCUUCUCUUGGAGCACACUUUUUUGUAGAUAUAUCACUCAGAGAUAUCGAACCCUGCUGUAUAGAUUCACAAGUAGAGAAAGCAUAGCUCUUAGCACUGGUAAUAUCGAGUUUAGUCCUCUUAUAUAUCAACGCAUACGAGUGAUGAUGUUUUCCGGGAGAUUGUAGAGUCGGCAGCAUCCAGUUGCCAAGGUUCCAACUGUUGUAUUCUGUUUCUGCGAGUAACAUUAGUGUAAUAAUACUCCCUCGGUGAAUUAUCUAUUGAAAUCACUUGGUUAUGCAAGUAACA
Messenger RNA from Punica granatum (pomegranate), 2279 nucleotides. Lineage: Eukaryota; Viridiplantae; Streptophyta; Magnoliopsida; Myrtales; Lythraceae. The record is from RefSeq and is a predicted model, not a curated record.